Molecule: messenger RNA, 1200 nt
Organism: Paramacrobiotus metropolitanus
Lineage: Eukaryota; Metazoa; Tardigrada; Eutardigrada; Parachela; Macrobiotidae
Exons: 1
Coding region: 1-1200 (399 amino acids)
Molecular function (GO): oxidoreductase activity
Source: RefSeq, a predicted model, not a curated record
AUGAGCCGUGCCAGUACCGUCGUCAAUAAGCUGCUGAAGCUCUCCUUCGACACCUCGUCCCUUCUCUUCAAUGAACUACGUUUCCACAAUCAUACAGCCCAUCAUCUGGGAGCGUUGUAUUUUCUGGGAGAAAAUGACAAACGCAUCGAGGAGAUCUAUCACCACGCUAUGGUGGAAUCAUCCGAUCCCGAUGUGCCGUCGCCGCACACCAUCACGCGCGCCAACUGGCGCAGUAUCCUGGGCGAUCGCCAAUUUUGCAAGGCCUAUAAAGAUUACUUUGAACAGGAGUUGCCGGCGGAAAACUGGCGGGAGAAAUUUCUCCAAAUUCUGUUGGAAAACGAACCUCAUCCAUUGAUCAACGGAGUGAUUGGCGGUGUGGUGCAUCCGCUGAUUCACAUCGGAUACGCGCUGGAAUUAGACAGCAGACUGGUCGCGGUGGAAGCACUGACACAAGCCGCGGUGUGCUACGAUAGUCUGCACGAUACUGUCGACAAGCUGCAACGCCCGCAAGCGGGUACGAAAUCGCCGAUGGAGGUUUUUACAGGCAUGCGUGCGGAUAAUCGGCUGCCGAUAUUCGAAAAAUCGGACAUUGAUAAUAUAGAGAACUGCGUGAAAAUGUGCAACGAUCGCAUUCUGCAACAUUUCAACCAGUGGAAGAUGAACAGCACGCUGGAGAAGACGAUCGAGGAUUUGUUCGAUGUAUCACUUUAUAUUUACGGCGCGACACAUCGUCCCAAUGAAAUUGUCUUCGAUUUCUUCCUCUUGCACUUACUGACGGCAAUGCAUGCCGUUCGGGUGACCUUUCCAUAUCUGAAAGAUCCCAAGAUCGCCGAACAUCUGCUGCUGCAGUUUUUCUACUUUGCCGGCGUUCUGUAUGUUAAUCAACGGCGACCGGAAAUCAACGAGAAGUUGAUUGAUGAUUACCAGCUGGACGCUACGAAGACGUGGGAAUAUGUGGUGGAUCGUGCGAUUAACACCAAAUUGUCGGAGGAUUCCCAUUUGGUGAAAGUCAUACACACGCUGCGUUCGGCGGAAAAAGUGUACGGAAGCAAAAACGGGCUGUAUCUGAAAGCAGCCGUGAAGACGGUAGACAAUUUGGAUUUGAAUAUAAAGCACCCAGAAAUAGACAUUCCGUUCCCGUGGGUGGUCGCACCGGAGGACCCGCGGCAAGCCAAGAUGAAUGCACUUCAAAAGCAAUAA